Messenger RNA from Symsagittifera roscoffensis, 663 nucleotides. Its product is annotated as large ribosomal subunit protein uL1-like. The transcript is spliced from 2 exons. Gene Ontology annotation, molecular function: structural constituent of ribosome; RNA binding. The record is from RefSeq and is a predicted model, not a curated record. Gene Ontology annotation, biological process: translation; maturation of LSU-rRNA. NCBI's taxonomy places the organism in Eukaryota, Metazoa, Xenacoelomorpha, Acoela, Convolutidae. Bases 1 to 663 code for a protein of 220 amino acids. Gene Ontology annotation, cellular component: cytosolic large ribosomal subunit.
AUGUCUACCAACAAGAGUAAGCUCAGCAAAGACAGUCUGUACAAGGCCAUCGAUCAGGUUUUAGAGGGAUCCGCGAACCCCAAGAGGAAGUUCCGAGAGACGGUCGAACUGCAAAUAGUGCUGAAGAACUACGACCCCGCUAAGGACAAGCGUUUCUCUGGAACUGUCAAGUUGCCGCACAUUCCUCGACCGAAUGCCAAGAUCUGCGUAUUGGGAGAUGACGCUCAUUGUGAUGAGGCCAAGGCCAACGGAUUCGAAUCUAUGGAUGUGGAGGCCAUGAAGAAAUUGAACAAGGACAAGAAGCUAGUGAAGAAACUGGCCAAGAGGUACAGGGCGUUCGUUGCUACUGAUUCUGUUAUCCGACAGAUCCCCCGUCUGCUGGGUCCCGGUUUGAACAAAGCGGGUAAGUUCCCCACCCAGGUGACCCACAACGACCAACUGGUGAACAGAAUCAACGAGGUCAAGAGCACCAUUAAGUUCCAGAUGAAGAAAGUGUUGGUUUUGGGCGUGGCUAUUGGCAACGUGACGAUGGAAAACAAGCAGCUGUACGAGAAUAUUACUCUGGCAGUGAACUUCUUGGUGUCGUUGCUUAAGAAGAAUUGGCAGAAUGUCAAGUGUCUCUACAUCAAGAGCUCAAUGGGCAAGCGACAAAGAAUCUACUAA